Aspergillus niger is the source of this 339-nucleotide messenger RNA. RefSeq lists its product as hypothetical. Lineage: Eukaryota; Fungi; Ascomycota; Eurotiomycetes; Eurotiales; Aspergillaceae. Bases 1 to 339 code for a protein of 112 amino acids. The transcript is spliced from 3 exons. The record is from RefSeq and is a predicted model, not a curated record.
AUGACAUCUGGACAGACCGGUAACUCCAAUCGCGAAUAUGAUAUGUUUUGCGUCGAUAUGUACUGCCCACUUCCGCAUUCGUUGAACAACACACAAAUAAGCGUCGCGGGAACGCAGAACCGGAUGCAAACCGCCUGGAAUGAGGACCUUUACGACGCAAAGCGGAUAAUUGCUGGCGAAGGCGGAUAUCUGUGGCCGAACUGGGAAAUUCGUUAUGAUUUCGGACGCUAUACAUUCAUAAUGAAGAUCGAGCCUGGGGGGAGAGCAGCAUCAGACGCAGGAAUCCCGAUCGCGGAGUCACAGGACACGGGCGAUGGCGACCCAAAGGCAAUUAGAUAG